Molecule: messenger RNA, 662 nt
Organism: Cornus florida
Lineage: Eukaryota; Viridiplantae; Streptophyta; Magnoliopsida; Cornales; Cornaceae
Product: protein SMALL AUXIN UP-REGULATED RNA 51-like
Exons: 1
Coding region: 91-570 (159 amino acids)
Biological process (GO): response to auxin
Source: RefSeq, a predicted model, not a curated record
GUAUUCGUCUGCACUACUAACUCUCGUCAGUGUUCAACUUCUGCUGUGCCUUCUUCUCUCUCUACAGAGCUUUCUCUCUCUAGAACUGCAAUGGCUUCUGCCGACAAGAAGGUCAACAAAAUCACCCAAAUCGUGCGCCUCAAACAGGUCAUGCAACGGUGGAAGAACAUGAGCCUCAAGCGCCGGUCCGUCCUCUCCUACUCCGACCCUGACACGUCGUCCGAAUCAGGCGCGAACCGGCGAACACCAUCCGGUUCGCUCGCCGUCUACGUCGGCGCAGAACGACGCCGUUUUGUGAUCCCGACCCGGUUCCUGAACCUCCCUGUAUUCGUUUCUCUUCUCAACAAGGCCGAAGAAGAGUUUGGGUUUCAGAGCAAUGGUGGGCUCGUGUUGCCAUCUGAAGUGGGGUUUUUCAGAGAAAUGUUGAAGCUUCUAGAGAGAGACGAGCAGAGGUUUGGUGGGUUAGGGUUGGAUGAGUUCUUGAAGGUGUUAUCUGAUGUGGGUCUUGAUUCUUGCAAGGAUACUACAAAUUCUUGCCAUGUUUUGAAACCCCUCUUGCAAAACAACUAGGCUCUGACAAAAAAAAAAUGGUUACUUUUAGGGUUAGGGUUUUGUAUAUGGUAGUAAGGCCAAUGCGCUACUCCUUUUUUUUUUUUUUUUUU